Messenger RNA from Nicotiana attenuata, 1410 nucleotides. RefSeq names its product anthocyanidin 3-O-glucosyltransferase 2-like. The transcript has a single exon. Bases 1 to 1410 code for a protein of 469 amino acids. Gene Ontology annotation, molecular function: UDP-glycosyltransferase activity. The record is from RefSeq and is a predicted model, not a curated record. Lineage: Eukaryota; Viridiplantae; Streptophyta; Magnoliopsida; Solanales; Solanaceae.
AUGAAGAAAGCAGAGCUGGUUUUUGUUCCUGCUCCAGGCAUAGGUCACCUUGUUCCCACAUGCAAGUUUGCAGUGAACUUGCUCAAUCUUGAUGAACAACUAUGUAUAACCAUGAUCAUCAUUAGGCCUCAGGCGCCAUUUGAUGUUGGCAUAGAUGCAUACAUUCAAAGAUUCUCCUCAAAUACUGCUGUUGAUCAUCGGAUCAGAUUCAUCAAACUUCCUCAAGUUGCACUACCACCCUUAGAAGAGUUUACAAAGUCUAUGGAGAAUUUCUUCUCUCUUCUCAUAUCAAGCUAUAAACCCCUCGUCAAAGAUGCUAUUAUCAACAACAAACACUCCAACACGAAAAUAGUUGGGUUAGUCAUCGAUAUGUUCUGCAGUUCAAUGGUUGAUGUAGCAAAUGAACUUGGGAUUCCUCCCUAUAUUUUCUUCACUUCUGGUGCAGGUUUUCUUGGUUUUGUGCUUUACCUCUCUCUUUGGCAUAGCCAAAAUGGAAGGGAAUUUAGCCUCACAGAUACUGAUUUAGAUAUGCCAUCCUAUGCCAACUUAGUACCCUCAAAUGUCUUACCAACGUUUGCAUUCUAUAAGGAAGGUUACACAGCAUUCCUCAACCUUGGUGCCAGGUUCAAAGAAACCAAAGGAAUUCUUAUCAACACAUUUGCUGAACUUGAACCUCAUGCUGUGAAUUCAUUAGCAUCCCACCCUGAACUACCUCCAGUAUACACAAUAGGACCUCAUCUUGACCUUGCAGGGAAAAAGGGUAGGGAGGACAAUAAGGAAGAAAUCAUGAAAUGGCUAGAAGAUCAGCCACCAUCAUCUGUGCUAUUUCUGUGCUUUGGUAGCAUGGGAACUUUAGAGGUUCUACAGCUACAAGAGUUGGCAAAUGCCCUUGAACAAAGCGAGGUGAGGUUCUUGUGGUCAAUAAAAAUGCCCAUUGGUUCUGAAUAUGGCAAGUUUGAUGAGCUAUUGCCAGAAGGAUUCUUGAUUAGGACUAAAGACAGGGGAAUGGUGUGUGGUUGGGCACCACAAGUGCAUGUUUUGGCUCACAAAGCUACUGCUGGUUUUGUAUCUCAUUGUGGAUGGAACUCGACACUGGAGAGUUUAUGGCAUGGAGUUCCUAUGGCGACAUGGCCUCUACAUGGUGAGCAGCAGAUUAAUGCGUUUCAGAUGGUGAAGGAUCUUGAGCUGGCAGUGGAGCUGAGAAUGGAUUACAGGAUGGGGAAGAUCAGUGAUGGAGGAAUAUUGAGAGCAGAGGAGAUUGAGAAUGCUAUAAGAUGCAUAAUGGAUAGUGAAAAUCCAGUGAGGAAAAGAGUGAAAGAAAUGAGGGACAAAAGCAGGGAGGUCUUGAUGGAAGGUGGUUCUUCUUUUGUUUCUUUAAGACAUUUCCUCAAGACCAUUCUUGAUGGCUAG